Molecule: messenger RNA, 2933 nt
Organism: Hypomesus transpacificus
Lineage: Eukaryota; Metazoa; Chordata; Actinopteri; Osmeriformes; Osmeridae
Gene: prdm6
Product: PR domain containing 6
Exons: 8
Coding region: 1042-2736 (564 amino acids)
Cellular component (GO): nucleus
Molecular function (GO): histone methyltransferase activity; protein binding
Source: RefSeq, a predicted model, not a curated record
UGUGCAAAAAUAACGAGCUUCGAAACAAGUUUUUAAUGUUUAUUUUGUGGACGCGGGCUGCAAUUCCCUAAAGAAACUUCAGUUUAACAUAUCAGCACACUCGCGGGGCGAGUAUUAUUGUUCACAUUCUUUUACAGUGAAAUUGCGCUUUUGUAGACAAGGGUUCAUUUUCAGACGAUUAUGUUUGUGUUUUUGUUCGUUAUCAAUCUGCAGAGGUCUCGAGAUGACAAAUGGCCUUGUCAAAAUGACGCCAGUCAAAACAUUUUACCACCCCUCUAGAAGAACGCGUGUAAAAUGCCCCGCACAGACACUGUACAAACACUCAUAACUUUCUCAAGCGCAAAGGAGACGGUGGGAAACACUAUUGCUGGAUAACAAGUUGAAGUAACAAUACCAUGAGGCAAUCUGCAUUAUCUAGAGAGUGUUGAAUUAAACUAGAAAUGUCGUGAGACACGAGAGUCCGGUGGUCUAGAAGUGGCCACCUUGAAACAAUUGAAAAAGCCAACCAAUGGCGUGCGGAACUGUUUUGAUCCUUUUAAUUUGUAAUCAGCUUUUAUUUUGAGAGGUGAACUAGAAAUGUACUUUAAUAAGAUAAGUAUUCAUUCAUUGUGUGGGAAAGAAACGUUUUUUUCCCCCUACAACAACAAAUGACCAGAAGUUACAAUGCAAAUGGAAGCUGGCAUUGCUAUUUGGCUUAAGAGACUGGCCCACUUUCAAUUCUUUCAAGCCUAAAAAUCCAAGAAUAGUUUUGGCAAAGACAGAUGCGGUGCUACAGUUUUGGGCCAGUGUGAACUUCUUCGUCCCCUGUGUGUUUUAUGCUGUCGUAAAACCCACGUGCCCUUUUCUCUGAUCCUGCGAGCGCUCAGAGGAGAGGGGGGCACGAGAGGGAGGAGAUGAUAUUGUACUUCAGACGUAAACCCAGAAACGAACAGCGCGACGUAUCUGAAGUCAAUACUAUGGUGUAAGAGUCCGGGAAAUACGCAUUGGAAUCACCGUCAAGGACCUAAUACACCUUUACGUGUGAACAUACUCCGGUUUGCGAUGCUAAAGCCCAGUGACCCCAGCGGCUCUGCGUUCCUCAAGGUGGACCCAACUUACAUCCAGCACUGGCAGCAGCUUUUCCCACAAACACAUCUAAAGAAUGCCGCGCUCACGCAGUUGCAGCCGCCUGACCGUAUCACCAUCCCAGUGGAGAGCUUUCGCCAAAGGCAGAACCUCAUCUCCUCAACCACCUCUUCCUCGGCUCUGACCCCGUCCUCCACCUCUUCCUCCACCUCCUCAGUUUCUUCGCUGGCUGGGUUAACACAACUGCCCGUGCCACCAAUUGCACUUUUUGGACAAACUCUUUGCAGCGACAUUAUCUCGUCAGACAGCACCAGCCUCCAAGCUAAAGAAGUCUGUGUAUCCUCGAGUUUUAAGAGCGACAAGGGGUCUCGGUUUAAACUGACCUCUGAGGAACUGGACUACUACCUUUACGGACAACAACGAAUGGAAAUAAUACCGUUAAACAAUCACACCGGCGACCAGAACAAUCGGUGUGACAUGUGUGCGGACAACCGCAACGGGGAGUGUCCCAUGCACGGCCCUCUGCACUCCCUACGCCGCCUGGUGGGCACCAGUAGCUCCGCCCCAACCGCGCCCCCUCCGGAGGUCCCCGACUGGCUGAGGGACCUGCCCCGGGAGGUGUGCCUCUGCACCAGCACCGUGCCCGGCCUGGGCUACGGAAUCUGUGCCGCCCAGAGGAUCCCCCAGGGAACCUGGCUGGGACCCUUCCAGGGAGUGCCCCUCCUGCUGGAGAAGCUGCAGGCCGGAGCGGUCAGGAACACCAGACACUUAUGGGAGAUCUACGACCAGGAGGGAACGCUACAGCACUUUAUCGACGGCAACGAGCCCAGCAAGUCCAGCUGGAUGAGGUACAUCCGCUGCGCCCGGCACUGCGGAGAGCAGAACAUGAUGGUCGUCCAGUACAGGUCCUGUAUAUUCUACCGUGCCUGCAUGGACAUCCCCAGGGGAACGGAGCUGCUGGUCUGGUACAACGACAGCUACACCUCCUUCUUUGGCAUACCGCUUCAAUGCAUCGCCCAGGAUGAGAACCUAAACGUGCCUGCCAGUGUAAUGGAGGCCAUGUCCAGGCAGGAGAACCUGCAGCCCUUCAGCAAGACGGGCAAGCCCCCUCCGUCGUCCGUCCUGCGCUCCAUGGUGUUCCCCCACUCCCCCUGCACCUCCAGGGGCUUCUCCAUGAUGGACAAGGCCGGCCACGCUGACCCCGGCGGCUUCGGCCAGCUGGGCUCCAAGAACCAGCGCGUCCUGGCCAGCCCCACGUCCACCUCCCAGCUCAGCACCGAGUUCAGCGACUGGCACCUGUGGAAGUGCGGCCAGUGCUUCAAGACGUUCACCCAGAGGAUCCUGCUGCAGAUGCACGUCUGCACGCAGAACCCCGACAGACCGUACCAGUGCGGCCACUGUUCCCAGUCCUUCUCCCAGCCCUCGGAGCUCCGUAACCACGUGGUCACACACUCCAGCGACCGGCCGUUCAAGUGCGGCUACUGCGGCCGGGCGUUUGCCGGCGCCACCACGCUGAACAACCACAUCCGCACACACACCGGGGAGAAGCCUUUCAAGUGCGAGCGCUGUGACAGAAGCUUCACCCAGGCGACCCAGCUGAGCAGACAUCAGCGGAUGCCCAACGAGUGCAAGCCCAUCAACGAGAGCAGCGAAUCAAUCGAGGUGGAUUAGCUGAUUGACUGUCCGGAAUUAAACUGCAAGGAAAAUCAUGAUUAAAUGUCACGGACACUUAAGCAAAACCAAAGAUUUCCUCUGAGAACCCCCCCCCCAAUCAGCAACAGAAAACCAAAAGCAGUAAUAAAAUAAGUAAGAUGUUCAGAGACAUUGAUCCUGGCAAAGAACAGGACCAGGAUGGGAAUGGGACAGGA